AUUCGUCGAUACGGGUUCUUAGGAACCGUGUCCCGAUGCAAUUACAUCGCAGAGAAAUUCUAAAUGGCACCAUCUUAUUUAUAUAAUAAAAUGAAACGUGCAAUGUCUUACAGGCGGCUUCGGAUCAUUUUCCUAUUUCUUCCUAAAUAGUGGGAGGAUUUCUGUAUGAUUUGAAUGUUUUAUACCUCUAGGACGUCAGUUGUCCAAAGAACGGCAAUUUUCCCCCAAGGUUCUUCCUUACACCGUUAUUGAAUGGGAUAUUGGCAUCGCUGUAGAAAUUCUGCUUGCCCAAAAAUGAUGGCGACUUCCAAGCGAGGGAUACGAUCCACCCGGAAACUCCGCGACUGGACCGUGGAGCAGGUGGAGAGCGGGAAAUUCCCAGGUUUGGUUUGGGAUGACCCUCCGGCCAAGACCAUGUUCCGUAUCCCGUGGAAACACGCCGGGAAGCACGAAUUCCGCCAGGAUGAAGACGCCGGCUUCUUCAAGGCUUGGGCUAUCUAUAAAGGAAAGUAUAACCCCGGAGAAAGCAACCCGGCAACUUGGAAGACCCGGGUCCGCUGCGCUUUGAGCAAAAGUCCCGAGUUCGAGGAAGUGCAGUCCCGUUCCCGGCUGGACAUCACGGAGCCUUACAAAGUGUAUCGCUUGGUGCCGAUCCUGGAGCAGGUGCUGGGCAAGAAGGCCAAACUACGGAAGACCAAGCGGGAGAGAAUGGGCGAUGCCAGCAGCCCCGAGGCGUCGGCGAGUCCCAGGGAGGUGAUCCAGCCACCAGCAGAUUCCCUUUUGCAGCUGCAGAGGGCGGAGACCCCCACCCCAGAAACCACCGUGAGCCUUGCCUCCAGCGCUUUCAACCCGCCCAACUACCAGAGCGGGGAAGUCAGUCCUCAGGCCGCUGAACCAGCGCCGGAAGUGACCGAGAUCAGCUUCAGCUUGAGUACAGAUCCCAACCCUGUGGUGAGGGCUACUACUGGACCAACAGAGGAUUAUUUUCUUUCCUUAUCCAUCGCCUAUGCGGGAGUUGUGAUCUGCGAGUAUUUGCUACCGGAAGGUGAUUUUCUGAUUACGUCGGUCCCGGCUCCGAUGAACGGCGUGGUCAAUUGCAUGAAACGUGUCAUUCUGCCGGACCCGGUUAAAAUGGCCAAUUCCGCAAAGCAGAAGGCAGUCCAGUCUCUCCUCAACGAUUUGGUAAAAGGCAUCAUGGUGGCCAGUAACCACGAAGGGAUCUUCAUUCUGUGCCGGGGCAACGUCUGCGUCUCGUGGUCAGGAUUUUUAGCCCCUGAGCACCAAACCAAACUGGAAAAUAACACUUACCAGCAGCUGUUCAAACCCCGGGAUUUUCAAGCAGCUCUGGAACAGCAUCGCCAGGGCUUGGCGCCUCUGCCGGAUCACCGGAUCAUUCUAUACGUGGGAUAUGAGCUGGAAGGAAAUAAAUGUACGGACCGCGAGCUCAUCGUGAUUCAGAUGGAGCAGGCCUUUACUAUCCGGCUGCUUUCCUCCAGCUGCUCCCACUAGCUGAAGAUCCUCGUUUCCUACUGCAGUGUGGUUUUCCUGGUCACCUUAUCUGCAAAACCCACGCCCUGAGAACUCAAAGCUUUCAGUUCCUCCCUUCUCCUGAGCAGAAGAGACCAACAUCCGCUGGGGGAUUAUUCGUUUGGAAGCCAAAUCCGAUGGGUCUGGAAGCAGGUCCAUAACUGUUUAUAGACCGUCAUAAACGUGAAGCAGGUCCAUAACUUCUACGUGAUUCCUCCUUCUCCAACUGUGGCUUCCUACGAUGGAUUGGCAAGCGUUAAACCGGUGACAUCCAAAGUAAAACACUAAAACACGCCCAGAAAAUUCCACUUUUGGGGACCAGCUCUUUUGUUUUGGAGGCGAGGCGAGGAACGUCCUUCUGUAGCCCGAGACCAAGCUGCCAAAUUCUUUUAUUCCCUGGCUGAGAUACGGUGGGAAAAUGUCUUCUCCACCAUCCUGUUUGCUUCCCUUCUUAGUAUGUCACUUUACACUGUUUGCACUUUACCUGAUUCUAGAUUUUAUUUCUAGAAUAAAAUGUUAGUGAAAGUUGUGUUAUAA
Crotalus tigris (Tiger rattlesnake) is the source of this 2064-nucleotide messenger RNA. It is a transcript of the gene IRF9, whose product is annotated as interferon regulatory factor 9. Lineage: Eukaryota; Metazoa; Chordata; Lepidosauria; Squamata; Viperidae. The coding region runs from base 253 to 1509 and encodes 418 amino acids. Gene Ontology annotation, molecular function: DNA-binding transcription factor activity, RNA polymerase II-specific; RNA polymerase II cis-regulatory region sequence-specific DNA binding; protein binding. Gene Ontology annotation, cellular component: nucleus. The record is from RefSeq and is a predicted model, not a curated record. The transcript has 9 exons. Gene Ontology annotation, biological process: immune system process; regulation of transcription by RNA polymerase II.